AAUUGGGAAUAUUCUUUGUCCUCACCCCGCAGUGUAGCACGCAACUGGAGACGUGAACGGGCUCCUCGCUGAAAGAGGAAAACCCUGGAUGGCUUGAUAACAGAGCGGGAGAGCUUUCCUUUCAUGAAGAAGUAACGGGAGGAGGAAACAAGCCCCUGAAAUAAACAACUUGAAGACGAGAGGAGAAGAGAACGCCACGGCUGAAGGUUUGAGAGGUUCUCUCCUAUUCCCCAAGCAAGAUGAGCUGGAGCUUCCUCACGCGUCUGCUGGAUGAGAUCUCCAAUCACUCCACCUUCGUGGGAAAAAUAUGGCUCACUCUCCUCAUCGUCUUCCGCAUCGUGCUGACGGCGGUCGGGGGCGAGUCGAUCUACUACGAUGAACAGAGUAAAUUUGUGUGUAACACACAGCAACCUGGUUGCGAGAACGUGUGCUACGAUGCGUUUGCGCCGCUCUCGCACAUUCGUUUCUGGGUCUUCCAGGUGAUUAUGAUCACCACCCCCACCAUCAUGUACCUUGGUUUUGCUAUGCACAAGAUCGCCCGAAUGGAGGACGACGACUACCGGCCCCGGAACAGGAGGAGGAUGCCGAUCGUGAGCCGUGGUGCCAACCGGGACUACGAGGAAGCCGAGGACAAUGGGGAGGAGGACCCCAUGAUCCUGGAGGAGAUUGAGCCAGAAAAGGAUAAGGAAGUUGUUGAGAAACCCAGCAAAAAGCACGAUGGACGCCGCCGCAUCAAAAGAGAUGGCCUCAUGAAGGUCUACGUGUUUCAGCUGUUUUCGCGUGCCAUCUUUGAGGUCUCGUUUCUAUUUGGACAAUACAUCCUUUAUGGAUUAGAAGUGGCGCCGUCCUACGUAUGCACUCGCUCGCCCUGCCCGCACACCGUCGAUUGCUUCGUGUCACGUCCCACAGAGAAAACGAUCUUCCUACUCAUCAUGUACGCCGUCAGCGCCUUGUGUCUGCUCUUCACCAUGCUGGAGAUCCUCCACCUCGGCAUUAGUGGCAUUCGCGACUGCUUCUGCGGUCCGCGGUCUCGGCCUCCCACCCCUCGUCACCCAGCUCUGGCCAGCCAGAGGUCGUCCAUCUCCCGCCAGCCCUCUGCGCCUCCGGGCUACCACACGGCUUUAAAGAAGGACCCAACAGGAAAAAUGGGCUUCAGGGACAACCUGGGAGACUCAGGCCGUGAGUCAUUUGGGGAUGAAGCCUCAUCGCGGGAGCUGGAGAGGCUGCGCAGACACUUAAAACUGGCCCAGCAACAUCUGGACCUGGCCUACCAAAAUGAGGAGAACAGCCCGUCACGCAGCAGCAGUCCGGAGUCCAACGGCACCGCAGUCGAGCAGAACAGACUAAAUUUUGCCCAGGAGAAGCAGAGCAGCACAUGUGAUAAAGGUCUCCGUGCGUAGGAUGUCAUCAGCUGAACUCUUUACAACAGCAAGUGCUCGUACAGGAAUCGAAACAGGCGUGUGCGUGCGUGCGUGUAUGUAUGUGUAGUCAUGAUUGUGCUUGAGGUGGAUGAAGUCAGCUCAAGCCUUCCAGUGUUAGGACCGGCCGUGGUCAAGCGUGGAGGAGAACGGUCGUCUCGACCAAGCAAAACUCGAGACACCAGCCUGUCUGUAGAUCCAAAGUGCUUAUUAAUCUACGGUUGAGCAACAAGAACGGUUAAGGUUAACUUCUCCCUCAGGGCAGCUUCUCCUUUUAUUAUAUUUUAUUUGUUGUUCUGAGACUUUGAGCUGUUAGUUUGUUUGUUUUUUAAAAAAAAAAAAAGUUUGUUCUCUGUUGGAAGUUCACAGUGAGUGCAUCUCAAGUUUGCCUUAGAGCUAAACUGGAACGCAUUUUCAUAAGGCCAAGCCAGUUGUAGUGUAAAACAUGUUUAAACUGUAAGAGAUGAAUCUUUUUAUUUUGGGAGGAAGUGAAACGAUGUGUGCCUGUCAAUGCAAAAAAGGUCAAAGUUUAAGGCGCCACUCAUUAAACAAAGGUACUGGAUGUUUGUCAUGCUGAUGAAGACUUUGAGGUGUUCAUACAAAGGUUUCUUUAAAGUGUGUCUCUCUUUUUUUCUCCCCCCCAUCCUCAAUGUUGGUACGGCACCAGUCAGCGUUUGAAACGUCAGCUGGUUCCUGGUACAGUAACUGGAACACACUGGGGGUGCCUUUGUCCAAAGGAAUAAACAAACCUGGGUAAUGCUUGAAAAAAAAAACAUGUAACUCUUGAUAUUGUCUUGUAUUGUUUGAACCUCGUAUUUGAUAUUCUUUAUUUUUGUAUUAGUUUAGAACAUUGUGGUAUUGAAAAAGAGGCUCCCGUUACUGUGGCCGUUAUUAUUUUUUUUCUUUCUUCAAACUCUUACAUUCACGGCUGUCUUGGCUAUCAAAGUAUAAUUCAUUUGAAG
Molecule: messenger RNA, 2380 nt
Organism: Solea senegalensis (Senegalese sole)
Lineage: Eukaryota; Metazoa; Chordata; Actinopteri; Pleuronectiformes; Soleidae
Gene: gjc4b
Product: gap junction protein gamma 4b
Exons: 3
Coding region: 240-1400 (386 amino acids)
Biological process (GO): cell communication
Cellular component (GO): connexin complex
Source: RefSeq, a predicted model, not a curated record